Acytostelium subglobosum LB1 is the source of this 1395-nucleotide messenger RNA. RefSeq lists its product as hypothetical. The transcript has 2 exons. The coding region runs from base 1 to 1395 and encodes 464 amino acids. NCBI's taxonomy places the organism in Eukaryota, Evosea, Eumycetozoa, Acytosteliales, Acytosteliaceae. The record is from RefSeq and is a predicted model, not a curated record.
AUGGAACAUCACCAUGAAGUCUCCAACGAUGUACCUCAACAACAACAGCAGCAACAACAUCAAGAGCAUGGGCAUGAGCAUGAGCACGAGCACGAGCAUGGUCAUAGUCAUGGUCAUGGUCAUCAAGAGCAAGAGCAUGAGCAAGAACAAGAGCACGAGCAUGUACAACAAGAGACACAGCAACAUCAACAUCAACAGCAACAGCAGCAACAACAACAGGAGCAUGAUAUGGAUGGCCCCAUUGCGACUCACGCAGAGUCAAUCAAUGAUCAAUUGAUCAGUGUCUCCAGUGAGAUGGCGACACAGUCCACUCAUACCAGGCAUCACGUCAAGAGAUGUUGUGAUUGUAAUUGUGAUUGUGGUCAGAUCCUCCUCAACACUGUACAAGAGAUCAUCAAUGAGAAGUUUGAACUACUAUGGGAGCAGAACCAAAGACUGGCGGCACAAUCCACCCAUCUGGAGAACCUCCUCGUCAGUGUCAUCAACAUCAAGUAUCCCGAGCUAAAGAGGAAACAGAUGUCAUCCUCUUCCAGCAACGUCAAUGGAGGUGGAACUAUGAACGGCGGGCAUCAUCAUCCGCCGCAGCCACCAAUACAACAACUAGUUCAACAACAACAAAUACAACAUCCGCAGCCACAACAGCAACAGCAGCCACAUCCACAGCCACAGCAGCAACUACAGCCACAACCACAAUCACAACCACAGCCACAACAUGUCGAGGUUAUUGAACAUCAAGGUCAAGAGAUGGACGUGGACGCAGAGCCACAACAAGCAACAAAGAAACGAAGAAGGAACUAUAGUCAAGAGAUAUUGAACAAGAUCAAUAAUAUAUUGGACCCUAUAUUCGAAGAUGAUUGGAACCUCUCAAAGAAGCGGGAAGUAGAACUCAGCGAGCGAAUAUCAUCAGAGAUCAACGUCGACAUUACCGAGGGCAUGGCAAUAGUAAAGAACUUCUGGCACAGGCAACGAGGCAACUCAAAGAGAAUAUACUCACAGUUGGAUGAUUAUAGGAUGGGACUGGAAACUUUGUUAAAGGAGGAUCAAGAGACAUUUGAUUAUUUGUGCUCAAAGUUCCACUUUGACUCGAGAGAGUUGGUGAUGAAGGACUUGACAGAGGUCACCAAUAUGAUCAAGGAGAUGUCACAGAAGGGCAGUGGCAGGACAAUUGUCAAGGGCAAGAAGGCGCCAAAGGCACUGCCAGACACACCGGUCAAGACGUUCAAAGGACGCUCCGUCACACUAUGCAAUCACUUUUUCCAUUAUGCCAACAACAACCUAAACAAGCAAACACUUGGAGUGAUCGAUCCAGAGUUCAUCGAAUCAUUCAGCCAACAACAACUACAUGCACAAAAACAAGUAUUACAAAGUUCACAGGCCUCGCCUGGUGUCGAAUAA